AUGUCCUCCACGUCACCCACCAAUAAUGAGAAGGCCAAGUUUUGGAACACGCCGACCACUCCCCGUCAUAGGCGUGUGAGCAAUCCUGACCAAUUUGGUUUUUUCUCAUCUGAGGGUGAUGCCAUGAUCCACGCUCCCGAGAUUGGCGACCUCCCACGCGAUGGUGAGACGCUCCACCAGCUCUUCCGUGGUAAGGCGUCUGGUGGUUGGGCUGCUGCGAUCAUACUACAGAAGAGUUGGCUAUGCUCAUGAAGGCUUUUGCAAUCGAUCCUCUGGCAUCUGAGCAUAUUUGGGUUCUAGAGACUCGCGAGAAAGUUGGCCUUUGCAGGUCCUACUAUUUUGGAUGCUUCCGCUCUUUUGUGCAAAAUGAGAACUGA
Tuber aestivum (summer truffle) is the source of this 377-nucleotide messenger RNA. The record is from the annotation of a GenBank genome assembly. NCBI's taxonomy places the organism in Eukaryota, Fungi, Ascomycota, Pezizomycetes, Pezizales, Tuberaceae.